Esox lucius (northern pike) is the source of this 2886-nucleotide messenger RNA. RefSeq names its product DENN domain containing 10 (gene dennd10). The record is from RefSeq and is a predicted model, not a curated record. Gene Ontology annotation, biological process: regulation of early endosome to late endosome transport; protein transport. Gene Ontology annotation, molecular function: small GTPase binding; guanyl-nucleotide exchange factor activity. NCBI's taxonomy places the organism in Eukaryota, Metazoa, Chordata, Actinopteri, Esociformes, Esocidae. Bases 382 to 1437 code for a protein of 351 amino acids. Gene Ontology annotation, cellular component: late endosome. The transcript is spliced from 10 exons.
ACAGCAGGUGGCACCAAAGUGAUACAUCCAAAACAUUACGAUUAUCAUUAUAUAGUAACAAAAAUCUACGUUCAAUUGUGCAGAUGUAUGCCUUUCUUUAUGCUCCCCCAAAUACUAACUUAUAUAAAAACAAGGCAGGCGUAUACUGUCUUUAUCAAAGUAUUUUUUACAAAAAUAAUUUUUCCAUCUCUAUUUUAUUGUCUAUUUGUUAACCCACCGAAGAAAAAGAAACGAUACAAGGAAGUAGGAAGAGAUUUUGAUAUGUUAUUUUGAAAGCAUAAAUUUUUAACCACUGUAAUAAUAUAUAGAUUUUAUUGAUCGCUCCAUAUCACCAACAUUGCCUGCCUAAACCAGACGCACGAUUUUAGAACGUGAUGGGAAAUGGCGGAACCAGAAACUCAACUCAUGUUAAGCGUUGGAUUAAUCGAGAAAGACGUUAAUGGGGACAGCUUGUGGGUGUGGUGCUAUCCCUCAGUCAGGCCUGAGCUCCGGGAAGUCCUGCUGAAUAAGUGCUGUCUCACACAGGACAGCCAAGGCCUGCACACCUUUGUGUUCAGCCAGUUCUGCCGUACCUGGUACUACAUAUCCACUGUUGAGGUGCAGGAACCCACAGCACUAAAGAAGGUCACACAUUUUUCAGUACUUGUCACAGCAAAGGACUUCAACCCAGAGAAGUAUGCUGCAUUCAGUCGAGUACUUUGCAGGAUGUAUAUGAAACAGGGAAGCCCAGUGAGAAUGAUGGAGAGUUACAUUGCAGUCCUCACCAAAGGCAUCUGUAAAAGUGAUGAAAAUGGGUCCUUUCUCAUCAAGGACUAUGACAUCAGGAAAGCAUACUUAGCCGGCUCGGUGAAAGAUGUGGUGGCCCAGUUUGGGAUGGAGACCAUCAUUCUGUACACGGCUGUUAUGCUUAAGAAAAGGAUUGUGGUCUAUCACCCUCGGGUUGAAGCGCUCUUGGAGUUCACAAGAGCCCUUCCGGCGUUGACGUGGCACAGGAAAGACUGGUCCAUUCUGCACCCUUAUGUGAGGCUGACUGACAGUGAGCUGGUGAAUCUCAAGAAAUGCACUGGCUAUGUCGCAGGAUUUAUUGAUCCAGAAGUGAGGAACAGAUCGGAACUGUUCGAUGUGUUUGUAAACCUUCCAGAUAGGGAGAUCACCAUAUCCCAGCACGCCAAAGAGGCUAUGGCGAUGGGAAAGCUGCACAAAGAAAUUGGAGUCCUCAUUGUCCAGUCUGCAGGGGAUGCUGAUAGAACAGAAGGGCAAGUCAUCAAGGAUAUUUCUGUGAAGACUAGGGAGGUCCUGGCAGACCUGGCGUCAAUUGCAGAGGAGUGCGAUAAUUCCAAAAUCACCCUUGAGACCUUAAAGCACCGUCACUUCCCACCUGCUACCGAGAACUUCCUUUUCCACCUGGCAGCUGCUGAACAGCUCCUCAAGAUAUGACCCUUGACCUUUUACAGUCUUGGCCAAAACUACUGGCGUCCUUGCACUUUCUUUGAAUUACUCAGUUGUCUGUAACAAAAUUUGGAAUUGACCAAAGUAUUUGGUCUCCACAAUACUUUUUCACUGUUAAUAUUAAGGAACCUUUUUCUUUGACCUGGAACACUAUAUAUAUCUAUCUAGUCAAAGUAUUUUAUUUAUUAAAUUCACCAAAUAACACUCUGAACAAUUAAUCAUUCUGAAAAUUCACGGUAUCUACAUGGCACACGGGUAAGCAUUAAGAAAUAUAUAAUGCAAAUAAUAUAGCAAAAUGCUUUGAAAUAAGAAAAUUAACAGAAGUGGCACUGACAAAAUUGACACCCUAGACUCAAGUGCUUCCUAUUGCCAUAGACCAGGUUCCUGCACCUCUGUACUAGCAGUUUGACCCUGUAUUCUUGUGAAAACUGCUUGAGUUCUCCAACAUAUGAAGGGUGCCUCUCAGCUACUGUCUCCAGAGCUGUACUCAGGUUUUCCAUAGGAUUCAGAUCUGGAUUCAUUGCUGGCUAGCAAAAGUCCAGCAUUGUCUUGAACAAUUCCUGGUUGCUUUUUUAAGUGUGUUUUGGGGUCAUUGUCCUACUGGAAGACCCAUGACACAAAUCUAGCUUUCUGACACUGGUUUUGACUUUGCACUCCAAACUUGGCAUUCUCUUGGAGAUGGACUUGUAGCCUUGAGAUUGUACAUGUUUGGCUACAAUCUUGUCUGACUACUGCAGAUAAUUCUGUGGUUGCUUUCUUUUCUCCAGGCUUGUUUCGGUACACAUAGAAACACAAAACAGGAGAGAGUUCUCUAUUCAAAAUGGUUGAGUUGGUGAUUCAUAUUGCUGGCACCUGCAGCUUGCCACAAGUGAGUUCAAUUCCAAAGAGAAUCACCUGCUUGUAAUCAAAAUAUUUUUAAAUACUUUAAGGAUUUCUUUGUGGAAUUAACUAAAAUUAUCUGCAAAUCGAGCAUACAUAUGCGGAUAGUUUUUUUGAAUUUCAAUAGUUUUCUAGAAUAAAUUGUGCAUUAUUUGAAGGAAGUGCAAAGUAGUCAAUACAUUUGGGUACGACGUGUACACCACUAUGGUAAACCUAAGUAUUUGCAUUAGCUUAUCUAUGUCAUUUUACAUAUACUGUAUGCUGCAGUAAGAACUGUGCACUUGCUUCCACAUCAUGUAUAUUUACAAAGUUUUUACAUUUAUUAUGGAAAUGGUAAUCUCCAGGAUAUAAAAACACUUAUUAUACAAGUAUACACUGAUCAGCCAUAACAUUAUGACCACUGACCGCUGGAUAACACAAGUGAAUAACACUGAUAAUCUCAUUAUCAUGGCACUUGAACAUUCUGCCAUCAAAGUUGAAGUAUUAGAAGCAGGAAAAAUGGGCAAGCGUAAGGAUCUGAGAGACUUUGACAAGGGCCAAAUUGUGAUUGCUAGACUG